This is a messenger RNA of Staurois parvus, 1508 nucleotides long. Lineage: Eukaryota; Metazoa; Chordata; Amphibia; Anura; Ranidae. The record is from the annotation of a GenBank genome assembly.
GUCUACUGUGAAUUAAGUGCAUCUUUCCAUAUUCUAGGCCGGAGGCACAGCAGAAGGCACCCUCAGCUCCUCCACCUCCCCCUCCACCUCCACCUAUACCUGAGCCAGCUCCUCCAGAGCCCGAGGAGGAGAUUUUGGGAUCAGACGAUGAGGAACAAGAAGACCCUGCUGACUACUGUAAAGGUGGCUACCAUCCUGUGAAAAUAGGCGAUCUUUUUAAUGGCCGAUACCAUGUGAUCAGGAAGCUAGGAUGGGGUCACUUUUCCACUGUUUGGCUCUGUUGGGAUAUGCAGGGGAAGAGGUUUGUUGCAAUGAAGGUAGUAAAAAGCGCACAACACUACACGGAGACUGCUUUGGAUGAAAUAAAGUUACUCAGAUGUGUGCGGGAAAGUGACCCUGGAGACCCCAAUAAAGACAUGGUGGUACAGUUAAUUGAUGAUUUUAAAAUAUCUGGAAUGAAUGGUAUUCACGUCUGUAUGGUAUUUGAAGUUCUUGGACAUCACUUAUUAAAAUGGAUAAUAAAAUCUAAUUAUCAGGGUCUUCCCAUUCGCUGUGUGAAAAGCAUUAUUCGCCAGGUCCUUCAGGGCUUGGACUAUCUGCAUAGCAAAUGUAAAAUUAUCCACACUGACAUAAAACCAGAAAACAUCCUGAUGUGUGUUGAUGAUGCCUAUGUCCGAAGAAUGGCAGCGGAAGCCACAGAAUGGCAGAAGGCUGGUGCACCACCUCCCUCUGGUUCUGCAGUGAGCACUGCUCCUCAACAGAAGCCUGUAAGUGUUCUGGUAAAAAUAAAAAUAAAAAAAUAAAAAAUAAAAAUUAAAAAAUAAAAAAUAUCAAAAAUAUUUGCAGUGGGAAUGACAGUUCCUUCUGUAUAAAUGAGAUGCAGAACCAACUGGAGCGGAAAAAAAACAGAAGAAAAUGAAAAUGAGCAGAAUGCUGAAAGCCAGCCAGAAGCCAAGCUGAAGUCAGUAUGUUUGGAAGAUGUGGCUGAUGAGGAACCAGCCAAUGAGUAUGCGGGUAACGUUUCCUCUGAAGGUGAAGAUCAUGAUGAAAAAGAAGACACAGAAAAAGAAAACAUUGAAAAAGAUGAUGAUGCAGACCCAGAGCUUGUUAACACAGACCCAGCAUGGAUUGAGUCUCCGAAAACUAAUGGCCAUUUAGAGAAUGGGCCAUUCUCUCUGGAACAGCCAUUAGAUGAUGAAGAUGAAGAGGAUGAAGACUGCCCCAACCCAGAAGACUUUAACUUAGAUGAGUCAAAUGCAGAAAGUGAUUGCACAUACAGUAGCUCUUAUGAACAGUUUAACAGUGAAUUGCCAAAUGGACAACAUAAGAAUACAGAAUUACAGUUCUCUGAAUUUUCUUCUGCAAUGUUUUCUGGACCUUUGGAGUCUGUGGAAUCUGGGUUGGCAGCUUCUGAGGAUUCUACAUUAAUAGAGAGAGAUGAAAAUAGCUCUUGCCAAGAUAGGAGCAGAACGGUUUCUGCAUCAAGUACUGGAGAUAUGCCAAAAAGU